AUGGCUAGCCCUCCUGUGCUAGCCUUCGAUGCUGAGGGCCGCCCAGUGAAGUUCGACACCUGGCUUGAUGACCUACACCUCUUCCUACAGCUCACUGCCAAGGAAGACAUCUCGCUGUACGAUCAUGCCUUAGGCCACGCUACUGCUCCUGCUGCUACUGCUGACAGCACUGCCCGCUCACAGUGGCAGACUCGUGACGCCCAUACUCGCUUCGCUAUUCGCAACUCUCUGCGGAUAGAUGAGCGCGAGCACUUUGGGCAGCACAGGACUGCACAGGCACUGUACACUGCUGUCGUUGCCCGCUACUCCUCACCGGCCUCUGCCGCUCUAGGCCGUCUCUCUCUUCCCUACCUAUUCCCCGACUUAGCUUCCUUCCACGCUGUCGCUGAUCUCAUUACCCACCUCCGCACUAGUGAGGCUCGCUUCCGCGCCGCUAUGCCUAAUGAGUUCCUUGCCAAGAACCCACCCCCGCUCUGGCUCACUCUCUACCACCUAGUCACGCGCCUCCCUGACACUCUGCGCUCAGUCAGGGACCACUUCCUAGCUCGCUGCCCCACCGAGCUCACCAUUGCCCUCCUCGAGAAGGAACUCCUUGCAGCUGAGGCUAGCAUAGUCGCUGUAGGUGCCUCUCGCGGUGACCCCCGUACCCCGUUCUUUGAGGGGUGUUCUCCCUCCCCCCUUCUUCCCUCUGUCGCCUCUGCUGCUGUUGUCGACCUCCUUGGUGCUGAGAAGGUUGGGACUGCGUCUGCUUCGAGUGGGCGCCACAGCGGCAAGGGCAAGGGCGGUGGUGGUGACAACGGGGGUGGCGGUGGUGGGGGAGGUGGUGGUGGCGGGGGGGGUGGCGCGGGUGGGGGAGGUGGCAGCAGUGGGGGGGGUGGCGGCAGCGGCGGGGGAGGUGGCCGGGGCGGAGGAGGUGGUGGGGGUAGCGCACGGGGGGGGGGGGGGGGGGGUGGCCUUAGCUACACGUACGUCAUUUGCACUGGUGACCGCACUGGCCAGCCGUGUGGGGGACCGCACGCCACACAGCAUUGCUUCGCUCGUCUGAACGACGCUUGGCGUGUUCAGUUCCCUCAGGCCACUGAGCUGCCCCGCUGGGUUGAUCUCCUGAAGAAGGGGAUUGAUAUUUAUGCUCUAGACUUUGAUGCUAUUCUCACUGCCAUGUAUGUGAUGUCUACUAGUGGAGAGGGUGCUGAGUACCUGAGUGUCCCGCCCGACCCGGGCAUUAGGACAAGUGCGUCUGCCGCUCCAGGUACUCGCGUGUCCGCUACCCCAGGUGCUGGUGAGGCAGCUGCUCUAGGUGCGUGUACGUCUGCCCCCCCUAGUACUGUGUCGACUGCAGCACUGCACACCUUCACACUGGAUUCAGGUGCCUCUCGCUGUUUCUUUCGUGACCGCACUGCCCUUGAGCCCCUUGCUCGGCCAGUUGCUGUCUCUCUCGCUGACCCCUCUGGAGGUCCGGUCCUUGCGACCUCCUCCACUGUCCUUCCCUGUCCUGCGGUCCCGUCGGGCACACUGUCAGGUCUCCACCUCCCCUCGUUCUCUACGAACUUGGUGGCAGGUUGUGCACUACAGGACGCGAGUGUUCACCAGUUCACCCCUGCCUACGAGCGUGUCACACACUGCACGUGUGCCCGUACAGGCCGACACUUGGCUACCUUCACACGGCAGCCGGGGUCGGACCUGUACACACUGACUACUGCCCCCCCUCAGGUCGCUGCGUCUGCGUCUGCGUCCGCGUCAGGUCAGCUGUCCGCCCCCUGCUCGUGUUGCUCUCUAGCGCACGAGACUGUCCUCUGGCACAACCGACUUGGCCACCCGUCUGUGCAGCGCCUUCGUGCCAUGCACUCCCGGUACCUUGUCUCUGGUCUUCCCAGGGUCCUCCCUCCCCUCCCACCCUCGCCUGCUCCUCCCUGUCUUCCCUGUGUCGAGGGGCGGCGGCGCGCCGCUCCUCACUCCUCCUCGUUUCCCCCGACGUCUGCUCCUUUGCAGACGCUCCACAUGGACGUGUGGGGCCCAGCCCGCGUCCGUGGUCAGGGUCAGGAGAGGUACUUCCUGAUCGUUGUUGACGACUACUCGCGCUACACCACGGUCUUCCCCUUGCGCACCAAGGGUGAGGUCCCUGAUGUUUUGAUCCCUUGGAUCUGCAGAGCUCGUCUCCAGCUCAGCGAGCGAUUCCGCUCGGACUUUCCUGUCCUGCGCUUGCACUCUGACAGAGGUGGUGAGUUCUCCUCCGACCUCUUGGCAGCCUACUGUGCUGAGCACGGCAUUGAGCAGUCGUUCACGCUUCCGGCCUCUCCACAGCAGAAUGGGGUUGCGGAGCGCCGCAUUGGCCUGGUCAUGGAGGUCGCUCGUACCUCCUUGAUCCAUGCGGCUGCCCCCCACUUUCUGUGGCCGUUUGCGGUCCGGUACGCUGCGCAUCAGCUCAACCUCUGGCCCCGUGUCUCCUUGCCGAAGACCUCGCCCACACUGCUGUGGACGGGGUAG
Messenger RNA from Closterium sp. NIES-65, 2484 nucleotides. NCBI's taxonomy places the organism in Eukaryota, Viridiplantae, Streptophyta, Zygnematophyceae, Desmidiales, Closteriaceae. The record is from the annotation of a GenBank genome assembly.